UUCUUCAUGGAUGCGUAAACAUUGGACAUCAAAAUAACAUGAAGAUAAACUGAGUAGAUGAAAAUGCCAAACACAGCCCUAAACUGCACAGGGAUUCGCUUUAUUCAUUAUCAUAGCAACCAUUCAUAAAAACCAGAAACGUCAUGAUACAGUGUUUUUACGCAUCACGUGAUUAUUCUUUAGCGUGACGGCGCUUGCUUCUGUGACGUCACACAGGAGCUCCUAGAAUGGAACAAGAAUGCUGAGCUUUCAGACAUUCAUUGAAAUUUGUGGGAGUAAAGUGCUUACUGAAGUUGCUCUUAUCAAGAGAGAAAAAUGAAGACGUUUUUGAGUACACUUGGCGCUGGUGUAGCGGAUAUCCCCCUGCGCCCCCUAUUGUACAUGGCCGGAGCUGCAGCCAUGGCAGCCGCCAUUUACUGUUAUGCUAACCGAGGCUAUCGAGAGAAAACAACUCCCGAGAAUGAGGUCACAACUGAAGAAUGCUGUGGCUGAGGAUGAGGAGAAGAUUCAGAAGCUUGUGGUGUCUAAUACUCAGCUGGAGGAGAGAGUGAGGGAGCUGGAGGAACUGCUCUGUGAAGCAUGCAGAGAUUGUGACAUGAAAAGCAAGGUCUCCCUGGCUGAAGCAGAGGAGAGACUUCAGAAGGCUUUGGAGUCCAUUGAUGAGCUGGAGGUGGAGAAGUCUAAUCUGAACAUCCAGGUGGAGAUGCUGCGAGGAUCUGUGCAGGACAUGGUGAUCCUGCUCCAUGUGAUUGAAGGGCAAAGUGACCAGCUAAAGAAUGAGUUUCAUAUGAAGGAGGAUGGAUGAAGAUGAGUGUGACGCAAACAGCGGAGUUACUGAAGGUCUCCCUGGCUGAAGCAGAGGAGAAACACCAGGAGGCUGUGGAGAACAUUGAUCAGCUGGAGGUGGAGAAGUCUAACCUGAAGCACCAGGUGGAGGAACUGCAAGGAACAGUGCUGGACAUGGGGAACAUGCUAACUGAGAUUGAAAGGGAGUGUGACAAGCUAAUUAACGACUUUGAACGAGAGCGGGAGAGACACAGCAUCCUCAAGUCCGAGUAUGAUGAGAUGAAAGAGACUUUGAUGGACAAGGAGGAAUUACUGAAGGUAAACGUUCCUUCUCAUGAAACCAUGACUGCUAUUGUAAGGUGUGUGUGUGUGUUUGUGUUUGUCAUGAGUAAUGAUUCAAUUUUUAAAAGUGUCUGAAUGCUUGUGUAGAAGUAAAUAAAUCUUAA
This is a messenger RNA of Ictalurus furcatus (blue catfish), 1232 nucleotides long. RefSeq names its product leucine-rich repeat flightless-interacting protein 1-like. The record is from RefSeq and is a predicted model, not a curated record. Bases 802 to 1203 code for a protein of 133 amino acids. Gene Ontology annotation, biological process: regulation of DNA-templated transcription. Lineage: Eukaryota; Metazoa; Chordata; Actinopteri; Siluriformes; Ictaluridae. The transcript is spliced from 6 exons.